Molecule: messenger RNA, 2400 nt
Organism: Trifolium pratense (red clover)
Lineage: Eukaryota; Viridiplantae; Streptophyta; Magnoliopsida; Fabales; Fabaceae
Product: DNA polymerase kappa
Exons: 13
Coding region: 67-2115 (682 amino acids)
Biological process (GO): error-prone translesion synthesis
Cellular component (GO): nucleus
Molecular function (GO): damaged DNA binding; DNA-directed DNA polymerase activity
Source: RefSeq, a predicted model, not a curated record
GAAGAGUCCAUAAAGUUGGUGUUGCGCGGCAUAUCGGAGAAGAAGAAGAAGAAGAAGAAGAGGACGAUGGAGGGAAGCGAAGAAGAUCAUCCAUGGCAGUCUUACAACACUGUCUACACAACCGCCAAAGCAGGAAUGGAGGGGGUUGACAAGGAUAAAGUGCAAAGGGUAGUUUACGAAAUGAGUAAAGGAUCCAAAUAUUUUCAGAAUGAGGAACGCAAAGAGGCUUUCAUCAAACACAAAAUCGACAACAUGAGACUUCAAUUUGCAAACCUUACCCAAGCUGAUUUAUCCCAUUACCAGAAGGUUGCUGAUAGAAGGAUUCUUGAGCUGGAAGCGUCGCGUGACCUUUCAAGGAUUUGGUUACAUGUAGAUAUGGAUGCUUUCUAUGCAGCAGUUGAGACUUUAAGUAAUCCUACCUUAAAGGGAAAGCCAAUGGCUGUCGGUAGCAUGUCUAUGAUAUCUACCGCCAAUUAUGAGGCCAGGAAAUUUGGGGUUCGUUCUGCCAUGCCUGGGUUCAUUGCACGGAAGCUAUGUCCAGAGUUAAUCUUUGUCCCAGUAGAUUUCAACAAGUAUAAUCAUUACAGUGAUUUGACCAGAAAAGGUAUUCUUUGUAUUGUGGCUUUUCCUUUAAUUACGGAUGGUAGCUUAAUAUGCACUUGUCUGUUAGUUUUUCAGAGGUAUGAUCCCAAUUUCAUUGCUGGUAGCCUGGAUGAAGCAUACCUUGAUAUAACUGAAGUUUGCAGAGAAAGGAAUGUCAAAAGUGAAGAAAUUGCUCAAGAAAUCAGAGCCAGUGUUUAUGAAGAGACCGGUCUCACAUGUAGUGCUGGAGUGGCACCAAAUCGCUUACUUGCUAAGGUUUGCUCAGACAUAAACAAGCCAAAUGGACAGUAUGUUUUACCAAAUGACCGCUUGGCUGUUAUGACUUUCAUAUCCUCCCUUCCUAUCAGAAAGAUUGGGGGCAUUGGUAAGGUCACUGAACAAAUUUUGAAGGAAGUUUUUGGAAUAAACACAUGUGAGCAGAUGCUGGAUAAGAGUAGCUAUCUGUGUGCUCUUUUUUCUCAGUCAACAGCAGAUUUUUUUUACUCUGUGGGUUUAGGUUUGGGAAAGACAGAUUCCCCCCAAGUAAGAUUUCGGAAAAGUAUCAGCAAUGAGAGGACGUUUUCUGUCACUGAGGACGAAGUGCUGUUGCAUAAAAAAUUGGCGGAGCUUGCUGAAAUGCUAUCCACAGACAUGCAAAAAGAGGGUCUGCAAGGGCGAACAUUGACUCUUAAACUGAAAACUGCUUCUUUUGAGGUUCGAAAUAGAGCCGUGACUUUACAAAACUACAUCAACUCUAGUGAGGAUAUUUUGAAGCAUGCAUCAAAAUUGCUGAAAGCUGAACUUCCGGUUUCAGUAAGAUUAAUGGGCCUUAGAGUAUCUCAGUUUAAUGGAGAAAAGUUUGGUGCUACACCUGAUCCUAGACAGAAGACUAUUACCAAUUUCAUUACUUCAGGAGGCGCCAAUAGGAAAAAUAGUUCUUUUUCAGAUGUUGCGGAUCAUGACUUUGUCAGUGAUACAGAAACUGAUGUUUCCAUUGACGGUAGGCACACAGAUCAGCUUGAUGGCAGAGAUCCUUUUGAUGGUAAUCAUUCAUUAGAUGUAAAUUACCAAAGCUGCACUCUCUGGAAAAAUGAUGGUGCAGAGAAGGUGCAAACUUCUGACAAUGAUGACCCAAGUUCUACUCACAGUGGAUUUACAGAGGUUCUGGGAUCAACUUCUUUCCAGGGACAGUUCGAGGGCAAAAAUGUGAAUAAUGAGUUUAAUCUCCUGGAGGAUGAUAAACUUAAUUCUUCUUGUCAGGAAUCGAUAAUGUUGUGGUUGGAUGACUAUAAAUGUUCACUCUGUGGAACAGAACUUCCUCCAAGUUUUGUCGAGGAAAGAUUAGAGCAUUCUGAUUUCCAUUUUGCUGAAAAGCUUCAAAAGGAAGAAUCUAGUAUUCAUCCAGCAUCCACUCCAAUUCAAAGUCAGGAUCAGAAGCACAGAAUCAAUAGACAAAGCAAAUCCAAGAAGCAAAAGUUGUCGCAUAAGGAGGGCAGGUAUACGCCCAUUGAUCAGUUUUUUGUUAGAGAGUAAUCAAAGCUUGAAGUUAUUGUAAUGUUAUGUAUGCAGUUCUGUACAGAAUAAACUCAGUAUAUGGCAGUUAUUAUUGUAUAAUAAUUUGUAUGUUCUUUUCUCAUGUGAUAUGUUAUUAUAUACGAUACGAUUUCUAAGUUACUACUUACUAGGAUCAACCUAGUAGCAAGUGAUUGGGUAGGUUAAAACUUAAAACUGCAUUACAUUCAUUGUACACAAGAAAACAUGUAUAAUAUUUCAAUAAGUAUAUAUUAUAUUCUUGUAUAAGAUAAUAUUCGUGGGUUA